AUGGAGGGCAACGAACAUAAUUGCUCAGUUGAGGAACUCAUUGAUAAGGGCAUCACCUAUUAUUAUCAAGAAAACUAUCAGAAAUCAAAGGAGAUUUUUAAGAGAGCGUUGGGGAUACAAUCGAAAGAGUUCGGCGAUGAUGAUCUUUCUGUGGCUUCGACACUCCUCUUGAUUGGAAAAGUUCUGAUGACGGAACGAAAGUCGGAUGAAGCUUUAGAGAAAUUAAACAGAGCACUCGCCAUACGUAUGAAAAAAUUGGGAAGACAUGAUGAUACGGCAGAAGCCUUUGCGGAAAUUGGCAGUCUCCUUCUAUCACAAGACGACGACAAAAAAGCCGAACCAAUGUUCCGGAAAGCUCUGGAUAUCAAGCGAGAAAUUCAGCCUAAGAAUCACUAUGACGAGGCGCACCUGUGCCAACUUCUAGCGGACUCGUUGAGAAAGCAAGGUAAAUAUUCAGAAGCAACCAAGGUACUCAAAUUCCAACUUGCGACACUGCUGCAAGUGCAUGGGGAAGACCACCCCGGUGUCAUACUUGCGUAUCAAGGCAUUGCGAAGCUACUAAGCCUUCAAAAUAGGUUAGGCGAUGCUCUUCAGAUAAUUGAUAGAGGGAUUGAAAUUUGCAAACGAUUGCAACGGCUGGGAGACUUCGAAAUACGUUUCCUUGGAGGAACUUUUCAAUGUAAAGGCCAUAUACUAUGCGAACAGGGUAACUUUAAAGCUGCAACGGAGGCGUUCAACAAAGUUCUCUUGAUACAAAAGGAAACGAUAGGUGAAAUGCACCACAGUACAGCCCAGACCUAUGAAUAUCUGGCACUAACAUACGACGGACAAGACAUGAUAGAAGAUGCCAUUCAGUCGUACGCGAAAGCCAUCAGCAUUUCUCGAAAGGUGCCUUGCAAUCAUCAUCCCCACACAGAAGAGCUUGUGCGUUCCCUUGACUUGUUAGAGCGCGAGAAAAAUGCGAGCUCGCUGAACGAACAGGGAUUGGCAAUGAGAGCGAAAGGCAAUUCUGAAAUGGCGAUACAACUCUUCCAAGAGUCACUUGAUAUUUACAGGAAAAUCUCUAUUACCAAUCCCAAUGUAGCAGCAGUGUACGAGCAUAUUUCGUCAAUCAAAGUUGACCAGGGCUUGCUGGAAGAUGCCAUUGCAGCGAGUGCAGAAGCACUCAAAAUUCGUCGAAGAGCGGAUGGUGACGAUAACGCUGACACGAAGCGACGCAUGGAAGAGCAUAGAUCUUUGCUACGCCGUCUCGUAGCGAAUCGGAGCUAA
Messenger RNA from Cylindrotheca closterium, 1269 nucleotides. NCBI's taxonomy places the organism in Eukaryota, Bacillariophyta, Bacillariophyceae, Bacillariales, Bacillariaceae. The record is from the annotation of a GenBank genome assembly.